This is a messenger RNA of Saccostrea cuccullata (small rock oyster), 1847 nucleotides long. RefSeq names its product bone morphogenetic protein 2-like. The record is from RefSeq and is a predicted model, not a curated record. Lineage: Eukaryota; Metazoa; Mollusca; Bivalvia; Ostreida; Ostreidae. Bases 142 to 1086 code for a protein of 314 amino acids. Gene Ontology annotation, molecular function: cytokine activity; growth factor activity. Gene Ontology annotation, cellular component: extracellular region. The transcript has 3 exons.
UUUCUUGGAAAAAAUCAAAUUGGUGCAUGUUAUAAAUUUUAAAUGUGUAUUACUUAUAGCAAAACCACGAUGACAUGGUACUGGCAUACAUAGGUCUUGGUAUAUAAAGCUUUGACAUGCUUUAGAUCCCUGUCAAAAAUUAUGAGAACACUCGGCAUUUGGUUGUACGCGGUUGUAUUCGCAGCUGGUCUUAGAAUGGGGGUGUUUGUGCCCCCUCGCUUGUCUUCUGAAUUUCUUCAGACUCUGGGCAUUGACCCAGGAGAGCGCGUACCCAUCACUCGACCUCUCUUACCGUACGUGCAGCAGCUGUUUCUUCAGAUAGAAGAAAAACAAGAUGACCUACGUAUGUAUUCCGACCGGGACCCCAGGGUGCUGUUCUACAAUCCGGAGUCGCAUUCCUCCGAAGGUCUCCUUGAGUUUGAUUUAUCAGGAGCACCUAUUGAUGGAAACGUGACCAAGAUAGAGGUUGCCUUCACGGGACAUACCCACCGACAGAUCUCUCUACAAAUCACAUCCCCAUACCGCCCCGGAAUCAGAGUGAGUUCCUUUCAUACAGAACAGGGACAUUUGGCUGACAUCACAAAUCUCGCUAUGGAUCAGGUGUUAAAUACAACAUUAAAUCUGUUUGUCUCUGUCAGUAAAUCCACUCACCAAGUAAGACACCUAAAUCCAAUUCUGGCGGUUUUCCUCGACAUAAAUGUCUCCCUAUUGCACUCAGUCCGUCGGAAGCGCUUUGUGCCAACUAAUAGAAAUUCGACAAUAAAUAUGGAAACAGCAGAAACUCUAAAUUACUGUCGUCUGAAAGAAUGGACUGUGGAUUUCCGGGAUUUAGGAUGGUAUGAAAAAUUCAUUCAGCGUCCUAUAACAUACCAGGCGAACAUUUGUGACGGAACUUGCCCCGUGGCUCCAAUGGACCCCUAUUUUAACGCCACAAACCAUGUACUGUUAAAAUUUCGCUUCAAUAAGAGACUGUGCUGCUCCCCGAUAGAAUAUAUGUCACAGACUUUAAUAUUCAUAAACAACAACAACAUAACCGCCAUACAGACAGUCAGAGGGAUGUCCGUGUCGCGUUGUGGCUGUCGCUGAGGCCAUUACUUUGGUGUAUGAUCUACUCAUAGUCAGUGUCCGUAACUCCAAAGAAACCCGCCAAGAAGUGAAUUUUCAAAUUUUUGACGCCAUUUUCUGAAGAAAGGGACAUUUCUAUUUUGAUGCUAGAAUCGUAUACAAUUGUAUUUGAGAUUCGAGAUAUAAAGUUUUGAAUGUUAAAAACUGGGAUUUUAUUUUGAUUUUGAUUCUAUCACCUCUUGGAAUAGCAACUAUUAGUGAAGCAUGUACAUGUAUUGCUGUUCGAUAUACCGAGGGAAUGUAUCCAGUUCAAAGGAAAAUCACACCCAUCAAUAUUUUUUGUUAAUCUUCCUGAGCUCUGAACGGCAAGGUUCAUGUAGAUAGAUACGUACCAUAUCAAGUGUUUGUUGUUCUAAAAAAUAUACAUGUAUGUUUGCAGAGUUUAAAAUAGCAUUUUAUUUGAUUUAUUCCUUAUUCAUUUGUAUGUCUUUUCACGUACUGGAGAAUCAUUGUAUUUUAAUAUGUGAGGCAGUGAUUGACUUGAUAGAAACUUACAUUCUCAGCAAAAUACAAUCAGGACUAUUACAUUGUUGCAGUGACUGGAUGAAUAGUGUGUUGUUAUUACUAAAUUUUCAGAGGAUGGUUUACGAUCUUAUGCACAGUUUGGAUGUAAUAUGUUGGUAAGAAAUGAUGCUAUUCAAGGAAAAUGAGUAUACAUGUACAUAACUCGGUUUAGAAACAAUCCUCUGAAUCAAUUCCUACAACAACAAAAUUUCUGUAUA